This is a messenger RNA of Lingula anatina, 797 nucleotides long. Its product is annotated as cytochrome P450 2U1-like. The record is from RefSeq and is a predicted model, not a curated record. Gene Ontology annotation, cellular component: intracellular membrane-bounded organelle; cytoplasm. NCBI's taxonomy places the organism in Eukaryota, Metazoa, Brachiopoda, Lingulata, Lingulida, Lingulidae. Gene Ontology annotation, molecular function: iron ion binding; heme binding; steroid hydroxylase activity. Gene Ontology annotation, biological process: xenobiotic metabolic process.
CCAAGGGGUCUCAACUAAUGGCAAACUACUGGUCAGUAUUCAUGGACGAAACGGUUUGGCCCAAUCCUCAUGACUUUCAACCGAUGAGAUUUAUGGAUGACUGUGGAAACGUGAAAAAUGUCGAAGGAUUUAUACCAUUUUCGUUAGGCAAGCGUUCCUGUCCAGGAGAGAGUCUGGCCAGACCGGAGAUGUUCCUGAUCCUCACAGCCUUGGUGCACACUUUCACGUUCCACGUGCCCCAUGGAGAGGUGCUUCCGGCCCCAGUUGGUACCACCGGCUCUGUGUACGUGCCACCGAAGUUCAGCGUGUGUGCCCGACCAAGAUACUAAAAGUUACAUGAAGGACUAUUAGGGGUUUCUUCUUAACCUUAUUUAUAUCGGAAGUGGUCGUAAAAGCGUACAUGUUUUGUGUCAACUUUUUAUUAAACAUUAUUUUCCUGAGUUAAAUAAAGGGUAGUUGUAAUUUGGAUCUAAUUUCAAUAUCAAUCAGAUUUGGCCAACAAUUUCAAAGAAUGAACAAAGAGUGACAGAAAAAUUUUCAAUACUGUUUACAUGGUAUCACGUUCCCAGGCGCAAAAAAAAUUUAAUCAAACUCAUUCAAAGUGCGUCAGGUCCCAUGACAAUAACAUAAAUUUACAACGGUUUCCAGCACAAUGCAAAAAAUCAAGAAAACGCAUUCAAAGCGAAACAUGCAGUUCUCUUUUUUUCCUUAGCGAGAAUGCAAAUAUGACUAUUUAUGGUGAAAAGCAAACAGUGGCACUACAUUAGCAAGGUGCUUGUUAUAUGAUCACAACUGAC